AUGACAGAAGGAGUCAUGACCAGCCGCUCACCAUCCUCCCCUUGGCUGCAAAACUCCCUUCGUGAUGGCGCACUUCUGAGUAAAUCGCCCUCUAACGCCAUGGUGUCCAGCCCUAUCGAUCGAUCGAGUCCCAAUUACUUCGGGAUGAGCACAAACCCUGCCCAGACCUCAAACUUGGGCCCCGUACAGAAGAACUGGGGCACGUCACCUCAUCAGUCCGCGCAUAGUCAGAUACAUAUCCAUCCCCAGGAACUGAUGUCCGCGGGGUUAAAGAAUAUGCUGAAGACCGAGCCUGAAAUGCAUCGGUUACGUCGUGAAUCAACCAUCAAUGAAUCCUUCAACGGAAAGCAACCGAGUCCUGGGUCGAAGCCUUCACCAUCCUUCCCGCUGGGGGGGUUUUCCCUGGGGCAACCCAGCCCAAGGCAAGUCACUGGCAGGAACCCAGUCUCCGCAGAAACCGCCCUUCCAUUCCCCUGGAUCUCUCCCGAACGUUGCGCCGAUUUAUUGAAAGUAUCUCAGUCAAAUGUCAUGCUGUUCGACGUUCGCCCAUUCGCCCAUUAUAACAAUGCCAACAUCAAAGGGUCCCUCAACCUAUGCAUCCCAACUACUCUGCUCAAGCGGCCCUCGUUUGAUACUAAGAAAUUACAGAGCACUUUCAGCGACGAUGCCACAAAACAAGAUUUUGGAAGGUGGAGGGACUGCAGGUUCAUUAUUGUCUAUGACUCUGCAUCUGCCGAUUCCAAAGAUGCAAUGCCCCUGCUGAACGUGCUUAAAAAGUUCCAGGCCGAAGAUUGGAAAGGUGAGGGCUUGGUUCUACAAAGUGGAUUUGAAGGAUUUUCGAAGCAGUUUCCACACAUGAUUCAGCAGUCACAGUCACAGCCGACUGGGCCCUCCAAGCGUCCUGGGCCCAUGGGGAUCAAUCUGCAAUCCGUUGCCCCCGUCGUCGGCGGUUGUGCUCUGCCGGAAUCAACCUCUGCCGUGAAUCCAUUCUUUGGGAAUAUUCGGCAAAACAUGGACCUCUUGGGCGGCGUCGGACAGAUUCCCCUGAAACAACCAGAUCAAAUCACAGAACGAAAGCGACAGCAACUUCCUCGAUGGCUACGGGGCGCCUCUGAUACCAACGACAAAGGGCAUAUUGUCUCGGACAAAUUCCUUAGCCUGGAGAAAACUGAGCUCGAACGCAUGAAGCAAGCUCUGACGUACGAGGGACCAUCGGCGGAAGCCAACGGAAGUUCUAAGAAAUAUCGUGUUGCGGGCAUUGAGAAAGGCACGAAGAAUCGUUACAACGAUAUUUACCCUUUCGACCACUCUCGUGUACGACUGGAGGGAAUCCCAUCUGGGGCCUGCGAUUAUGUGAACGCGAAUCAUAUCUCGGCAGAACUCACCAAUCGAAAAUACAUCGCGACACAAGCGCCUGUUCCUGAUACGUUUAAUGACUUUUGGCGUGUUGUAUGGGAACAGGAUGUGCGACUUCUCGUCUCCCUCACCGCAGAGGUCGAACGGGGUCAGGUGAAGUGCGAUCGUUAUUGGGAGCCUGGAACCUACGGACCCUUUGAGGUGAAAGCCUAUUCGGAAAAGUAUAUAUACAUCGAAUCUCAAGGCCAAUCUAUCGAUCCGAGUGCGGGGAUUCUCAAGACAACGAGCGAGAAACGAGAUGGGACGAACGAAAAUCCGGUCAUUAUUGUCCGCCACUUCAGCAUCUGCCACACCUCAUUCCCUUUCCAACCACUUCGGGAUAUCACCCAACUUCAAUACCCUUACUGGCCCGACUUUGGGACAACCUCGCAACCUACCCAUCUGCUUCACCUCAUUGAGCAGUGUAACAAGGUCAUCCGUGCCACCAGUAACCCUGCCUUUAACAGCCACCAAGCAGAACCCAAGGGCCAACGGCCGGUUUUGGUGCACUGCAGCGCUGGGUGUGGACGUACAGGAACCUUCUGCACCGUUGAUAGUGUACUCGACAUGUUGAAACGACAGCGUGCCCAUGCCAAGGGCGAGAGAGACACAGGUUCAAAUCCCACCGACAACACUGAGUGGGUCCGAAAUCUGGAUAUUGACCUAAUUGCGAAGACAGUUGAAGAUUUCCGAAAGCAGAGACCCAGCAUGGUCCAGAAUCUAAGUCAGUAUGCGCUAUGCUAUGAAAGCGUCCUCGAGUGGCUCGUGACCCAGAUGAGCUAG
Penicillium olsonii is the source of this 2178-nucleotide messenger RNA. NCBI's taxonomy places the organism in Eukaryota, Fungi, Ascomycota, Eurotiomycetes, Eurotiales, Aspergillaceae. The record is from the annotation of a GenBank genome assembly.